This is a messenger RNA of Peromyscus leucopus (white-footed mouse), 2146 nucleotides long. RefSeq names its product EMI domain containing 1 (gene Emid1). NCBI's taxonomy places the organism in Eukaryota, Metazoa, Chordata, Mammalia, Rodentia, Cricetidae. The record is from RefSeq and is a predicted model, not a curated record. Bases 98 to 1558 code for a protein of 486 amino acids. Gene Ontology annotation, molecular function: protein binding. The transcript has 15 exons.
UCCCCUCUCUGGGCCUCCGUGUCCUCACAUGUAAAGCAGCCUGGGCCUGGGCGUCUUCUGCGUCACUUGGACAACUUUGCCGGCCCAGCACAGAGUGAUGAAAAGCGCCAGCUCGGGCAGGAUGUGCGGGGUGAGAUGCCCGGGACAAUGGCACAGCUCAGGAAGCCUUUGUUGGGUCGACUGGGCGGAUCCCGCAUGUUUCGGGUUCCUCGGAGAUGUCAGAGCGGGUGCCUCGGGGCGUGACUACUCGGGAGUGGUGGGUUCGGGUCCUGGCAGCGUCCGGGGGCCGCGGCCAGGGCCUUGGUCUCCCGGUCCGUGGCGCAGGAACUGGUGCUCCUACGUGGUGACCCGUACUGUCUCCUGCCACGUGCAGAAUGGCACCUACCUCCAGCGGGUGCUGCAGAACUGCCCGUGGCCCAUGGGCUGCCCUGGGAGCAGCUACAGAACUGUGGUGAGGCCCACGUACAAAGUGAUGUACAAGACAGUGACUGCCCGCGAAUGGAGGUGCUGCCCUGGACACUCGGGGGUGACCUGUGAGGAAGGCUCCCCUGGCUUCCCGGAGCCCACAUGGCCAGGAAGCACCAUGCGGCGGAUGGCAGUGCGGCCCACAGCAUUCUCAGGUUGUCUCAACUGCAGCAGAGUGUCUGAGCUGACCGAGAGGCUGAAGGCGCUGGAGGCCAAGGUGGCUGUUCUGAGUGUCACAGAGCAGACAGUGUCCUCGAUCCCAGCUCCCCCUGAGGACUCUGCCCUGCUUUGGGGAUCCCCAGCUACCCAGGGCAGCCCUGGAGAUGGAGACCUGCAGGACAGAGUUGAUCCUUGGGAGCUGCCUGGGCCCACUGGCCCCAAGGGAGACUCUGACAGCCAGGGCUCAGUGAGGAUGAGAGGCCCACCAGGUCCACAGGGACCCCCAGGACGCCCUGGCCAGACCGGAGCUGCAGGCAUUCCUGGAGAGAUGGGCCCUCCCGGCCCUCCCGGCCCUCCUGGGCCCCCAGGCCCUCCAGCCCCUGCUGGGCCACCCCAUGCCCAUAUCUCCCUGCAUGGAGAUCCAUUUCUGUCUAAUACCUUCACCGAGACUGGCAGCCACUGGCCCCAGGGACCGACGGGGCCCCCAGGCCCUCCGGGCCCCCCAGGGCCCAUGGGUCCUCCUGGACUUCCUGGCCCCGCGGGUGCCCCUGGGAGUCCUGGACACAUGGGGACCCCAGGCCCUUCUGGACCCAAAGGAAGCUCUGGCCACCCGGGAGAGAAGGGUGAGAGGGGACUGCCUGGGGAACCUGGCCCCCAAGGGCUAAUGGGGUUGCAGGGAGAACCUGGCCCCAAAGGAGACCCUGGAGAGAAGAGCCACUGGGGGGAGGGGUUGCACCAACUACGCGAGGCUUUGAAGAUUUUAGCUGAGAGGGUUUUAAUCUUGGAAACAAUGAUUGGGCUCUAUGAACCAGAGCUGGGAUCCGGGGUAGGCCCUGAUGGCACGGGUACCCCCAGCCUCCUUCGAGGCAAGAGGGGAGGACACCCAACCAACUACCAGAUCGUGACCCCCAGAAGACGCAACGAGAGGAGCUGAGGAUGGUGGUGGCUCUUCCUCCCCCAGCCUGGACUUGGCCAGCUGCCUCCAGAGACUGCCAGUUCCUAUUUAUUAAUAUCCUCAGGGACCCCUGUGCCAUCUUGGCCUUAGGGGUAGGCAGGCAGGUCUCAGUGAUGUCAGUCUAUACUUGACAGACUAGGCAGGGACUAGUCCUGAGGGGAAGCCUCCUCAGAAGUCAGGCCUCACUUGCACCUGGUCUAUUUCCCUGUGACGUGGGGUGAAAAGGCCUUAAAGGGCAACAGUGGAGGCUCAAGGCUUCCAGUGUUCCGACGUAGGGCCGGGGACUCUGCCUGGCCCCGCAGACAUGUCAGGAUGGGGGCACAAGUCCCAGUUCCCCCCCUCCUUAACACCUUGGGGAGUCCCGUUUCCUGGUGCUGAUUCCCACCUGAGUCCAGGCUGCUUAAUCCCUGACUGAAUGGUUGGUGCUUCUUACUCAGUUCUACCCAAGCCCCCACCUCCCGUGUCCCAGGUGGGGACGGGGUGUGCAGAAGGGACCCCCACUCCAGGUAUCUGCUGCAGAUGCAUGGAUUGCUAUGUACUGGACAAUAAAUGUCCCUGCCUGACCCA